This is a messenger RNA of Amoebophrya sp. A25, 1367 nucleotides long. The record is from the annotation of a GenBank genome assembly. NCBI's taxonomy places the organism in Eukaryota, Dinophyceae, Syndiniales, Amoebophryaceae.
UUCGAUUCAUCACCGAGCCAGGCCCUGUGUGAUUCUUGAUUACGUCAAGAAUAAUCAACCAAACCAGCAUCAAGUCUUUAUCCUGUUUCCUGUUAUUGUGUGCUUGAGUCUCAAGAGUUAGUUUGAUCAUUUUUAGAGCUGUGAGAACUUCAUCUUCUAGCAUCAACUGUAACCUCUCGUUCCACUUCCACCUCUACAACUACUCCCAAAAUAUAAAAAAAUGGCAAGUUUCAAACCAGAGGAUGAGCUCUUCGGCCAGACCGGUGCUGGUAUGGACGGUGGAGAGGAGGACGUGACAAGACAAUACAUACAUAUCAGAAACCAGCAACGAAAUGGUAAGAUUAUGAAAAAGAAUAAAGAUAAAGAUGAUCAAAAUCAACUACAUGUUCAAAAAUUUAACAGUAAGUAAUGUAAGUAGAAGAAAGCAUCUGCAUGAUGUGCUUAUCUUAUUAGUAGACACGUGCGAGUGCAGAACAAGUAGACUUUUUACUUCUACUAUUCUGGAUCAUCCCAUUGGGUGAUAUUCUUCUAUCGAUGAUGAUUUUCAUUACAUCCACCUUUUCCUGACCUUUUCCUGACCUCAUCUUCUUCCUCUUGACUUACUCUUUCUCCAUCUCCCUUUUCAGGUAAGAAGAGUUUCACGCUUAUCACUGGAGUCCCAAGCUGCUUCAACCACAAGAAGAUAGUAAAAUACUUGAAGAAGAGUUUGAACUGCAACGGAAACAUCGUGGAGGAUGAAACAUUCGGGUACUACAACUUCUAUUCAUCUGACUUUGAUUCCAGUAUUCUAACCGAGCUUGAUUCCCUUUCAAUUUGAAACGGGCUGGCAUCUGAGAUUCUUCCAUCAAAAUUUCAAACUCCAUCAUUAUCAUCACAACUACGUCUACCAAAAACAGCACCGUUAUCCAGUUGCAGGGUGAUCAGAGGAAUGACGUCGCGCAAUUCCUCUAUGAAGAAGGGAUCGCAGAAAAGGAUCAGAUCAGAAAGCACAUGUAAGCGUAGGGUAAGAUUAAGAUGACCUUGCCACUCGUCACGGGCGGUGCAGAGUGGUCAAGCGAAAGCGAAGGGAGGCUGAAGAGCUAUUUUUAGUACAACAUAUCACAAUCUUGUACUAGCAACCUCAUAAAAAUUGCAUCAACAACACUAUAUCAACCACUGACUGUGACUCUACGACAACUCCAGUUGCAAUAAAUGAUAAACGGUUUCACCAACAACUCACCAAAGAAUCGGGAUGAUACCUCGUCAUCUCCGAAGACGCUUUUAGAUAUCACACGCUAUUACAUAUACAUGUGUCAUGAAUAAAAAGUAAGUUGCAUUAUACUUCACACGACAUACACUUACACAUCUUCUUGCGCCACGCACAAGAC